Messenger RNA from Thelazia callipaeda (thelaziosis nematode), 1416 nucleotides. NCBI's taxonomy places the organism in Eukaryota, Metazoa, Nematoda, Chromadorea, Rhabditida, Thelaziidae. The record is from the annotation of a GenBank genome assembly.
AUGUUAACAACAUCUCCUUUGUCGAAAUUUGAAGAGUUAUGGAACUGGGAUGAAAGCACUGUUCCAGAUUGCUUGGUCGGCGAACCAUUGAUAAAUUAUUCUAGAAAUCAUUAUCCUCAAACAUUAGUCUGUCAUGAUAUGAAAGGUGGAUAUCUCGAUGAAGAGAAAUUGGAUGGUUGUGAAGUUGCAGAUUCCCAGUCUCCAUUUGUAUUUUUUCAUUGGUGGUAUAUUGAUAUUUUUGUGUAUUUCUCACAUAAUUUUGUUACGAUUCCACCUGUAGGCUGGAUUAAUCAAGCUCAUAUGCACGGUGUUAUAGUGCUUGGGACUGUUAUUACUGAAUGGGAUGAUGGAGCAAAAUUGUGUAAAGAAUUUCUUAAGAAUGAAGAAACUGUCGUAAAAAUUGUGCGGAAUUUAGUAAAGAUUGCUGUAUAUUAUAAUUUCGAUGGAUGGCUGAUCAAUAUCGAAAAUAAGUUGGAGGAAGAUUGUUUAACAUAUCUUGAUAUUUUUUUGCAAACACUUACCAACAAAAUGAGGCAAGCAAUUGGUGAAAGAAGUCGAGUAAUAUGGUAUGAUUCAGUUACUGUGAAAGGUGAACUGAAGUGGCAAAAUGAAUUAAAUGAAGAGAAUCAGUAUGGUUUCUUUUUACUUUGUUUUGGAAAUCGAACGUUUGCAAAAUGGUUUGACAUAACGGAUGGUAUUUUUUUAAAUUACAUCUGGGACAAUAGUCAUCUGUCAAGAAGUAGUGUGAAAGCAAAACAUCGCACUCGAGAUGUCUUUGUUGGAAUCGAUUGUUUUGGACGACAGUGUUUCGGAGGUGGUGGUUGGAAUAGUCAUAAAGCUUUCACGUAUCCACGAUUACAUAACUUAUCGAUCGCUUUGUUUGCCCCUGGAUGGAUUAUUGAAACUAUGCCCCGUCGUGAUAUCACAGUCAAUGCGUUACGUUUCUGGGAUCGUUUGGUUACAUUUGUCAAACCUCAUCCUUUGACGACGCUACCCAUUGACUCUAACUUCAGUUUUGGUUUAAAAUAUGAAAAUGGUUGCAAAUAUUAUUGCUUGACAGAAGCAAAAAUGCAACCCCAUUAUUUAGAAAGUGGUGCAUUUCCAGCAUCUUAUGGUAUGCAUAUUGAUCUUCCAGGACAAGCUUCGUAUAGACUGUUUGUGACGAAUCUGCUUUUGAAUGGUGUGUAUGUUGUAAAAGCUGAUUGCGACGAUACACUGGGACUUGUUUUCUGGAAAAAAGACAAAAAAGGGAAAGAAGUUGAAAAUAUUCAACAGAAAGUCGGGAAAGUACGAAACAUGUGGAAUUUGCAUAUAGAAAACGAAACAGUAGUUGGAAUUGGCGUGUUAUCAUCAAAUAGUACUAUUUUACGAAGUUUCGUUUUACGCCCCUUAUCUCCUAUUAUUGACUCAUGUUAG